UAUCCAGUUACCUACUCUGGCUCCCAUCUUCCUCUGGUAUCCCGCCCAUCAUGCUGGUUGUGCGCCGGAGUGCUUGACAUAUUUGGUCACAGUGAAUUGGCGAAAUGCCUUGAGCACCUCUGUUUGAGACCCUCAAGUAGACUGCGAAUUCUCGCCUGGGAGGAUGACAAUCCUCUCCACUGCUCUCCCAUUCACUCAGCCAUCAUCACCACUCGCGCGUAUCAGGCCAAUACCUAGGUAUGCCGGCAACCACGUGGCAGUUGGAUCUAGCCUUCUCCAGCCGACUCGAGCAAGUCACGAAACUAGCAUCUGCUGCGGAAACAUGCUCCCGUCUGACAACCAAAGCGGAUGCUAGGCGGGAGGCGACUAUCAUUGAGACGGAAAUCUUCAAUUGUGCAUGCUCAAUUGAAGAUUACCAUCGUCGAUGCGCCGAUAGGGUAGAGUUGUUGCAAAGAGCAUCCAAGCGACUCCCAGUCGAGCGGGACGGAGAGCCAAAGCCAGAGCACGAGCCAGAGUCAGAGCCAACGCCAGUCGCGGCUGGAAUUGAUAUUGGCCCGUACAAGAAAGCCGUUUAUCAUAGAGAGGGGCUGUUUUCUGUUGUCUACAAAGCCUCGCCGCCUCCUGACAAGAAAUUCCUUGCUCCCCAGGGCUUCCCAGAGGUUGGGAAUAUCAAACUUGUCGCAUUGAAGCUCACGAACCCCUCCACAAUGCACCCUCCCCAUGACUGCUUUCGGGAGGCCAAAAUCUUGAAACUGGCUCAAUCGGCCCGCGUAAUCCCUUUACUGGAGACCUUCCGUGAAGCUUCCCACUUCGUCAUUGUGUUUCCUUUUAUGCCUUUCGAGUUCGGCCAACUAUUGAAGCAAGACAGACUCUCCCGUGUUCGGAUACGGGACUGUCUCAGGGACCUGUUCACGGCGCUCAACUUCGUGCAUGCCCAAGGCAUUAUUCAUAGGGACGUUAAGCCGUCUAAUAUACUGCUCAAGAGUGCAGAGGGCCCCGCGUACUUGACGGAUUUUGGCAUUUCUUGGAGUCCGGCUGCUCCCGGUUCAGAGGCUGCCGGCUCUCUGAUCACGGAUGUUGGCACCACUUGUUACCGUCCUCCAGAGCUGCUAUUCGGCGACAAAACCUAUGGCUGGCCCCUUGACGCUUGGGCAGCUGGCUGCGUCGCCGCAGAGGCAUUGGUCCCGGGUCACCCGACUCUGUUCGAUUCCGGCGAACUCGGUAGCGAUCUGGCUCUCAUACACAGUAUCUUUAGCAAGAUGGGGACCCCGACAUUGGACGAAUGGCCUUCCGCUGCCCGAUGUCCAGAUUGGGGCAAAAUGGUGUUCAAGGAAUAUGGCAAGCAGCAUUCGUCUGAGCUGAUGCCCAACUGCAGUUUAGUUGAACGAGAUUUCGUCUUCAACCUCGUGCGAUAUGAGCCUGGAGAUCGCAUGUCCGCUUCCAAGGCACUUGAACACGAGUAUUUCACAGCGCCGUUCGCUUGAGCCAUAUCAGCUGUGCAAUUGAUACCCGAUCCCUCCAGGAGGGUAAAGUGAUUCGUUGGGUGGCUUUCAUUCUCGGUAGCCUGCAAGAGCAUCCAAGACGCAAGAUCCGUAUGAACAUCCUGCAGCCAACAUAGAAAGACGAAUAUCUAGCAACACAAGCGUACCGAAAUUGUAGAUCCGGGGGCCCUAGCAUGAAAGUACAAUACUUACAUGUCUUUCAUUUUCGGAGCCACUCUUAAUUUAUAUCGUCUACACUACGCUCCCAAUUCUUCUGCACUUUAUGCAAUAAAGAGUUUUGGGCAGCAUCCUCGGGACGGCGAAAAUAUGAGGUACGAAGGGACUGGCUGAGGUUGUAAUGCGCGUUCACCAUGUUUGCAGUUGUCGCGGGGUUUCCAGCACAUUCAGGUAUACUGUGUUGUGGUGUAGUUACACUGUGUAGCUAUCCUGUAUAGUCUACACCUGAAUACACACUUGAUGUGGAG
Westerdykella ornata is the source of this 1966-nucleotide messenger RNA. RefSeq names its product kinase-like protein. The record is from RefSeq and is a predicted model, not a curated record. Gene Ontology annotation, molecular function: ATP binding; cyclin-dependent protein serine/threonine kinase activity. Lineage: Eukaryota; Fungi; Ascomycota; Dothideomycetes; Pleosporales; Sporormiaceae. The transcript has 6 exons. Gene Ontology annotation, cellular component: cytoplasm; nucleus. The coding region runs from base 240 to 1484 and encodes 414 amino acids. Gene Ontology annotation, biological process: protein phosphorylation.